Phacochoerus africanus (Common warthog) is the source of this 1256-nucleotide messenger RNA. RefSeq names its product paired mesoderm homeobox protein 2B-like. NCBI's taxonomy places the organism in Eukaryota, Metazoa, Chordata, Mammalia, Artiodactyla, Suidae. Bases 747 to 1256 code for a protein of 169 amino acids. The record is from RefSeq and is a predicted model, not a curated record. The transcript has 2 exons.
AUUAUUUACUCAUAAUAAAUAAGUUAUAAAUAUAUUGAGACAGUCUGAAGGACGAUCCCCAAAACUGAGCUUAAAUUUGAUGGAGGGAGCCAGCCACCUGUGGAGUGGAACCCAAACCAAGUUGUUCCUUAGGCUCUGACUCUACCCUUAGGUGACCCAUUCCGUAUGGUCUUGCAGUGACAAACUUGGAGCAGAGUGACAGAGCCAGCUGACUUUGUUAAAGCAUUGUGCUUCAGUUGUCCCUUCUUGCAAAAUGGUGAUAAUGUUGCUUGCUCUAGUUAUCUUUAUAGGGUAAAGAUAAAAUUAAAUCCUGUAUUCUCUACUUAAAGAAGCGCUUUUAGGAAGUUCCCCUGUGGCUCAGCGGGUUAAGGAUCCCGAGCAGGCUGCAACUGCCGGUCAGGUUCGACCCCCGGCCCAGGAACUUCUACAUGCUGCGAUUGUGGCCAAGCGCUUUUAAAAGGUAAAAAAUGCCACGCGAAUGCAAAAUAGAGGUUUGAUUAUUGUUAGACUCCAAAUCAAGCCUGAAGUGACUUUAGCAUUUGUCUCUGGCUCCCACAGGGCUGUCACUCUGGGCAGUUCUAGCUUCUUCCUUCUCCCAAUCUCCUUCUCCCCGAAGCAUCCACCAGAGGACGCAGCUUCCCCCAAACUUUCCACUCUGCUUGGCUAGAGAAACUCAGUCCACGUUUUCCUGCUACUCCGGGCCCGCAGUUAAAUCACUGCAGCCCCAGACUAAGCUGUCCGUUACCAUGGGAACGGAAAGCCAUGACGUCACCAUUGUCUGGGAAAGUGGAUGGCUGCCCCCCGCGCGUGUCCGAACUACCACGCCGGCGACCACGCGUGAGCACGCAGAAGGCCCAAACCUCCCACCAUACCCCUCAGAACUUUCCCCGAACUCCUCCUUGCCUCUAUCCCCAAGGAAGUCAAGUCAGUCAAAUAACGAGGCUCAGACUGUCCCAAACCCGCCGGGGCCCCUCGGAUCACACCCGCACGCUAGAAUCCUGCUUCUGGGCCGCGGUUUCCCUCGGACCCCGCCCCGCUCCUCGGGCCCCGCCCCCCGGCAGCGCGGGAGGGAGGCGGGGCCGGGGGCGCGGCCGCCGGGCUGGGGGCGGGGCGGAGGGGGGGCCGCGGCCCCGGGCGGGGGCUCGGCGCGGGCCCGGGAGAUGCCGGUGUCGGCGGCCCGAGCGGCUGCAGCUGCAGCGGCGGGGGAGGCGGCAGCGGGGCCAGGGAGGGGGGCUGCGCAGGGGGCCGGCGCGUAG